AUGCGAAUAAAACCCAAGACUCAUUUAAGUCGUCAGGAGUUUGUUACUGAUUUGGACAAUUUGUUCGACAUUGCACAUGCCGAUGCUCUUAAAUUAAUAAAAAUAGAUGAAGAUAGGAUCUUCUUACAGCGACAGAGAGAGCCAGGCAGGCCUGGUCACUUAGCUGGAGUGGACAAAAAGUUGGCCGAUAAAGAGGAAAAGUCGCGCCUUAGAAAUAUCGAAGAACAAAACCAUAAAGAACAACUCAUCGCGGUGCCAAAGUUGGACAAUUCUACUGGAAGUGAACAGGCAGAAGCUAUUAGGAACGCUGUUACAGACUGGAAUCUAGAAGACAAGGUACAAAUUCUUUGUUGUGACACCACUGCUUCAAAUACUGGUCGCAUUAAUGGUGCUUGUGUUCUCUUGGAACAAAAAUUUAAUAGAGAAAUGCUUAUUUUUGGGUGCCGCCAUCACAUUUACGAAUUGGUAUUAAAGGGGGUAUUUGAAGACAAAAUAAGCCAAGUAACUAACAACCCUGAUAUUCCAUUAUUUAAGAAAUUUAGAGAUAACUGGAAAAAUAUUGAUCCCGAAAAAAUACAGAACCCCACAGAAAUUAUAUCAUGCCUUAAUGUUUCAGAAGUUAAGAGUUUGUUAGAGUUUUACCGGACUGAAUUGACUAAAAAUAUUGUCAGGGAUGACUAUCGAUAUAGGGAUGAGUUAAUAGAACUUUCAAUCAUAUUUCUCGGUGGUGAUACAGAGAAAAAGUUUAAAAUUCGGCCUCCCGGUGCUAUGCACCAGGCACGAUGGAUGGCAAGAGCACUUUAUUCUUUAAAAAUUUGUUUACUUAGCUCCCAAUUUAAAAUUAGUAACAAAGAUAAAGUGGCUUUGCUGGAUGUCUGCAUGUUUAUUGUAACAUGUUAUGUCAAGCCUUGGCUACAAUGUAUUUUAGCGGUGAAAACACCUAACCAGGAUUUAUGCUUUUUGAAAACCAUGAAAGAAUAUGAAAAAGUUGAUAAAACAAUUUCAAAAGCAGCCUUACAGAAGUUUUCGCAACAUUUAUGGUACCUGACAUAUGAAGUAGCUGUGUUAUCUUUAUUCGACGAUGAUGUAGACCAUGAAACUAAAAUAAAAAUAGUUCAAAGCUUAUCCAACGAAAAUCACUCGCCUCACAAUAAACGCUACGUCCCCUCGAAAGAAGACCUUUGUGGUUCUCUUUACGAAAAAGACAUCGAUAACUUCACUUCCGUCAAAAGCAAGGCCUUGUUUGAUCGUUUUAAAAUUGAUGACAGUUUUCUACCCGAAUGUCCUACUUCAUGGUCAAAUAAUGCUAUUUUUUUACAAGUGAAGGCACAAAUGUUGAAAUUAAGAGCCGUCAAUGAUACAGCCGAGAGAGCAGUAAAAUUGAUGCAAGAUUUUCACGGAAAAAUCACCGUCGAUGAGGAACAAAAACAGUUUUUACUACGUUGCAUACAGGAACACCGAGUGAAAUAUCCUGACUGUAGAAGAAUGACAUUAAAGAGGAAAUUUUAA
Molecule: messenger RNA, 1509 nt
Organism: Spodoptera littoralis (African cotton leafworm)
Lineage: Eukaryota; Metazoa; Arthropoda; Insecta; Lepidoptera; Noctuidae
Source: the annotation of a GenBank genome assembly